This is a messenger RNA of Schizophyllum commune H4-8, 942 nucleotides long. RefSeq lists its product as uncharacterized. The transcript has 2 exons. Bases 1 to 942 code for a protein of 313 amino acids. NCBI's taxonomy places the organism in Eukaryota, Fungi, Basidiomycota, Agaricomycetes, Agaricales, Schizophyllaceae. The record is from RefSeq and is a predicted model, not a curated record.
AUGCGGUUCUCUCACGUCCUGUAUAGAGCAUGCAUACUGGGUGCGCUCUUCAUCGCCGCCUGCAUUCCUCUCAUCAGCAAUGAGAUAUACUCUAGCGUCAAACACCGUCGAGAGUAUCUGUCUCGCAAAGAGGCUCGCGUGCUACCUAUCAACUCUGCGCUACACAUUUUCAACGACUCCGAGGAUGCUCUUAGGGCUUUUGUGCCGCACUCCCCAGCCAAUUCAAUUCCUGGUGACUCUCUAAUUCGGAACCAUGCUGUCACCCUGACAGUCGUGCUGGAUGCUCUCCGAGCCAGUGGUCCUGGCACGGUCGAUCCCUUGCGCGUCGGAUUGGGUACUCUACAACUGCAUUUGGAACAUCUAUCCCUCUUGGUAUCUGCCAUCGACGUCGAUAACGGCCUUCCACUCGUACACUUACUGCUUCGUCUUUCUUCGGAGGGCCGAAUUUGCGCCCAGGACUUGCAACGGACAUGGGUUUCGGUGAACGCGCUGUUAAGCAUUGCCGUUGCUUACCUCCGCGAUGAUACGUAUGCCGAGGCCUCCUGGUCGCGCCAUGCUGCUAUGGUCACUUUGGAGGAGGAUCUUGUGCGUCUCAUGCGGCACCAACUCUGCGAGCACUUGCAGAUGCUCGCGAGUAUUCGACGGUGUCUGUCGGACUUCCACGAUGAGCUGUUCGCGAUCGAAACCAUUAGCUCGCAACUUCGCGAACAGUCUUACUCAUUUAUACUCGUUCGGGGCUCGCAGACAGAUCUCAUGCUCGCAAGUGUGGGUGUUAAAUCUAGACUCACACAGCUGAUGGAACGCCGUAUCCGCCUCAUGGAACAGGUAUCUGAAGGCGGCUGGUGGGCGAGCGGCAUUGUCGCGCAGGCCAUUGAUGUGAUCAUGGGUCGAAUCGAAGCGCUGGAGGCACUGCGUGAUGCAUUCGCUUCCGCGUCUGCAUGA